Messenger RNA from Pantherophis guttatus, 1426 nucleotides. RefSeq lists its product as uncharacterized. The record is from RefSeq and is a predicted model, not a curated record. NCBI's taxonomy places the organism in Eukaryota, Metazoa, Chordata, Lepidosauria, Squamata, Colubridae.
UAAGCCACCCAUUCAUAUUUAAGUUAUUUUCUCAUCCAGGGAAGGAAACCUCCAGCUGAGAAAAAUGAAGCUGUCCUUCGUGGCUGCUGCUUUGCUGAUUUCUGUGCUCAGCACAGAUGCCCAGAAUAAUGUUCCAAAUCCACCACCUCCACCUCCACCCCCACCUCCACCCCCAGGGUACUCUGGGUACCAGAGCUACAGCGCUCCCGCAAACUAUAAUCCACAGCCCGCUGAUCCUAAUAAUGUUCCAAAUCCACCACCUCCACCUCCACCUCCACCUCCACCCCCAGGGUACUCUGGGUACCAGAGCUACCGUGCUCCCGCAAACUAUAAUCCACAGCCCAAUGAUCCUAGACCUCAUGGCUUCCCUGCUUCUCCCCAAGCUGGCUAUUCUGGCCCACCGGGGAACCCUGGCUACAAGAACGAUGCUUAUUUUGUAAACCCUAAUCCACAGUAUCCUCCACCUCCACAUUGGUUCCCUAGAGACUUUAGCCCACCAGAUCGUGAUCAAAUGGAAAAUCUGCUUGCUUCACUCUUGGAGAAACCAUUCGAAAUAUUUGAGAAAAUAAUGGAAAUGUGGAAAAGAAAUGGUGCCCGGAGGAAGCAUUGGCGCCGCCAACGUGGUCGUUCUCAAUACUAUGCUGGUCAAGGUUUCCCUGGUCCUCCCCAAGGCGUCUAUGGUCCUCCCCAAGGCUUCCCUGGUCCUCCCCAAGGCUUCCCUGGUCCUCCCCAAGGUGUCUAUGGUCCUCCCCAAGGCUACUUUGGUCCUCCUCAAGGCUAUCCUGGCUCUCCCCAAGGCUACUCUGUUCCAGGCCCUCAACCAGCUGGGGCUGCUGUCCCACCCCCCUCUGGCACACAACAGUCUAACUACGGGAGUCCACCUAAUCCUGGCAUGUAUAACUACUAUGGUUCAGUUCCCCAACAACAACCUUUCCCAGGACAACCUUUGCCUCCUGCCCCCAUACAAAAUGGGUCAGUCCCCUCUGCUUUUCCUAGUCCUCAAUAUUCUGCUGGCCCUGCACCAUUUGUCCCUCCACCAUCUGCCUCUGCUAACGCUGUUUCAUCUGGUGUUCAAAUGCCUGGUGAUUCCACCUUGCCUGCCUCUGGGAACUCUACUGAAAGGUUACCUGCCUACAAAGAUCAGACAAUUUAAAUAAAAUUUAAAAAAAAACCACUUGGAGAAUGAAUGCCAAUCCACUAACUACAUUUGCUGAGAAUAAAAUCCAGAGCCACCUCCUACAGUUUGUUUUUCUGGCUUCCAUAAUUUCUUCCUAGUCAAGGAUCAAAGCGAAAAUGGAACUUUCUUCUGAGAAGGGCUCCAGCGUUUAAAGUUCUUUCUGUUGAUUUGAGAGCAUUUUUUUCCUGAUUGUGAACACUGGUUACUCUACAAGAGUAAACAUUUUACAAAUAAAUAUAUCCAGCAUUA